AUGUCAAACAAGUCGCCAAUAGAAGAGUACGCUGAACGCGCCAGGCGUUUUGCGCUUCAGAACCGACGUCGCGUUCCCUUUGGCGGCGGCGGCGGUGGAGGUGGCAGUCUAGGUGCCGCUGCACUCAUCACUCUCGGUAUUGGCGGUGCCAUUCUGUUGCAAAACUCUCUUUUCAACGUCGAUGGUGGUCACAGAGCAAUCAAGUACACCCGUGUUGGUGGUGUAAGCAAGGAGAUUUACAGUGAAGGUACUCACUUGAUGCUUCCCUGGUUCGAGACCCCCAUCACAUACGAUGUUCGAGCAAAGCCGAGAAAUGUGUCCUCCUUGACGGGCACCAAGGAUCUGCAAAUGGUCAACAUUACAUGCCGUGUGCUCUCGAGGCCAGAGGUUACUGCCUUGCCGCAAAUCUACAGAACGCUAGGACAGGACUAUGACGAGCGAGUCCUCCCCUCUAUUGUCAAUGAGGUCUUGAAGAGCGUCGUGGCUCAGUUCAACGCCAGUCAGUUGAUUACACAGCGUGAAAUGGUGGCCAAACUAGUCCGGGAAAACUUGUCGAAAAGAGCUGCGAGAUUCAACAUUCUCCUGGAUGAUGUCUCGCUGACUCACCUUGCCUUUUCUCCCGAGUUCACAGCUGCCGUCGAGGCCAAGCAGGUUGCCCAGCAGGAGGCUCAGAGAGCCGCAUUCGUUGUUGACAAGGCGCGCCAGGAGAAGCAGGCCAUGGUGGUCAAGGCACAGGGUGAGGCUCGAUCCGCCGAGCUCAUUGGUGAAGCCAUCAAGAAGAGCAAGGCAUAUGUCGAGCUCAAGAAGAUUGAAAACGCCCGCAUCAUUGCACAACAGCUCCAAGAAGCUGGCGGCAGGAACAGACUCAUGCUUGACUCGGAAGGUCUGGGCUUGAACGUCUUUGGCGAUGACAAGAAGCAAUAG
Messenger RNA from Pestalotiopsis fici W106-1, 924 nucleotides. Its product is annotated as Prohibitin-2. Gene Ontology annotation, cellular component: membrane; mitochondrion. Bases 1 to 924 code for a protein of 307 amino acids. The record is from RefSeq and is a predicted model, not a curated record. NCBI's taxonomy places the organism in Eukaryota, Fungi, Ascomycota, Sordariomycetes, Amphisphaeriales, Sporocadaceae. The transcript has 3 exons. Gene Ontology annotation, biological process: mitochondrion organization.